This is a messenger RNA of Pterocles gutturalis (yellow-throated sandgrouse), 992 nucleotides long. RefSeq names its product alanyl-tRNA synthetase domain containing 1 (gene AARSD1). The transcript is spliced from 9 exons. The record is from RefSeq and is a predicted model, not a curated record. Gene Ontology annotation, biological process: tRNA aminoacylation; regulation of translational fidelity. The annotation marks the transcript as partial. Lineage: Eukaryota; Metazoa; Chordata; Aves; Pterocliformes; Pteroclidae. Gene Ontology annotation, molecular function: ATP binding; Ser-tRNA(Ala) deacylase activity; aminoacyl-tRNA ligase activity.
GACAGCAUCUCAUCACUGCCCUCGCAGACCUGAUGUUUGGAUUCAAGACAACUUCAUGGGAGCUGGGCCGUCAGCGAAGCGUCAUUGAGCUGGACACCCCCUCCGUGACGGCCGAGCAAGUGGAGGCCCUGGAGAGGAGCGUGAACGAGAAAAUCCGGGAGAGGGUACCCGUGGUGGUGAGGGAACUGGCUGCGGAUGACCCUGAAAUUGAAACGGUGCGAAGCCGUGGUUUGCCUGAUGACCACGUGGGACCAGUGCGAGUCGUGGACAUCGAAGGGAUCGACUCCAACAUGUGCUGCGGGACCCACGUCUCCAACCUGAGUGACUUGCAGGUUAUUAAACUCCUUGGCACAGAAAAAGGGAAAAAGAACAAAACCGACUUGGUUUUCCUGUCAGGAAACAGAGUGCUGAAGUCAAUCGAACAAAGUCACAGUACGGAGAAGGCUCUGACCUCGCUGCUGAAGAAUGGGCCAGGUGAGCACGUAGAGGCUGUGAAGAGGCUGCAGAGUUCCGUGAAACUGCUGCAGAAGAAUAACUUGAACCUGCUUAGGGACAUUGCUGUUCUGAUAGCCCGUGACUUCAAGAGCAAACCUGUUCAGAGCCGGCUGUUGGUGUUACACAGGAAAGAGGGUGAUUCUGAAUUUAUGAAUAUCAUCGCUAACGAGAUCGGGACAGAGGAAACCCUGCUGUUCCUGACGGUGGGAGAUGAGAAGGAAGCAGGACUCUUUCUUCUAGCUGGACCUGCUGAAGCAGUUGAGAAUUUAGGUCCCAGGGUGGCAGAGCUGCUGGGAGGCAAAGGAGCUGGGAAGCGAGGCCGCUUCCAGGGCAAGGCAACCAAGAUGAGUGGGCGAGGAGAAGUGCAAGCUCUGCUCCAGGAAUUCAUCAGCCAGCAAAGCCCUGAAGCGUAAGAAACAAUUCUCAAAGGAGGGCUGUUGUCUUCCCUGCUUUGCAUAAGCCCCACCAGCUCCUCUGUGAGAGAAUAAAGACGUAAA